Molecule: messenger RNA, 885 nt
Organism: Vitis vinifera (wine grape)
Lineage: Eukaryota; Viridiplantae; Streptophyta; Magnoliopsida; Vitales; Vitaceae
Product: putative xyloglucan endotransglucosylase/hydrolase protein 1
Exons: 4
Coding region: 1-885 (294 amino acids)
Biological process (GO): xyloglucan metabolic process; cell wall biogenesis
Cellular component (GO): cell wall; apoplast
Molecular function (GO): xyloglucan:xyloglucosyl transferase activity; hydrolase activity, hydrolyzing O-glycosyl compounds
Source: RefSeq, a predicted model, not a curated record
AUGCCUUUCAUUACGUCUUCUUAUCUACCCUUUUUCUCCUUCUUCUCUCUAUUUGCUUAUCUUAGACUUAGCACUUGUGCAAUCAACCCUGAUAAAGUUAGUUUUGAUCAAAACUACUAUAACACAUGGGGAUUUUAUCAUUUCUCCUCUAUAAACAAUGGGACAGAAGUUCGGCUCUCUAUAGACGAAUAUUCUGGGUCAGGGUUUAUGUCCAAUCAUACUUAUGGCUCCGGAUUCUUUCGAAUGAGGAUGAAGAUACCAAACAAGGAUUCCUUAGGAAUCAUCACUACUUUCUAUCUUACUUCACAGCAAAAUAAUCAGCCUGCUGGAAAUCAUGAUGAACUUGAUUUUGAGUUCCUAGGAGGCCAUGGAAUGCCAUACACAUUGCAAACAAAUGUGUUUUCAAAUGAUAAUGGUGGUAGGGAAGAAAGGGUUGCUCUCUGGUUCGAUCCCACAGCUGAUUUUCAUACAUAUAAAAUUCUAUGGAACCAACAUCAGAUAGUGUUUUAUGUGGACAAAAUCCCUAUCAGAGUGUUUAAAAACAAUACAGGCAUUGGGGUGAAUUAUCCUUCCCAAGCAAUGAGUGUGGUGGGAAGUUUAUGGAGUGACACAACUUGGGCAGCCCAUGGGCAGCAAAUUAACUGGACUCAAGCACCCUUUGUGGCUUACUUUCAGGGAUUCAAUAUUAAUGGCUGCUUGAAAGACAUCGACAGUACUAGUCAAUGUAAUUCUACCCACUAUAGGUGGAAUGGACCGAGGUACAUGGGAUUGGACCAGACUGAAAUCGUCGCUUAUGAGAAGGUGAGACGGAAAUAUUUGACUUAUAGCUAUUGUUCUGAUAGGGGAAGCCUUCACCCAGAAUGCCCAAGGCGAACAUUAGAAUGA